Molecule: messenger RNA, 1230 nt
Organism: Chelmon rostratus (copperband butterflyfish)
Lineage: Eukaryota; Metazoa; Chordata; Actinopteri; Chaetodontiformes; Chaetodontidae
Gene: rlbp1a
Product: retinaldehyde binding protein 1a
Exons: 8
Coding region: 57-995 (312 amino acids)
Cellular component (GO): membrane
Molecular function (GO): phosphatidylinositol bisphosphate binding
Source: RefSeq, a predicted model, not a curated record
CUCUCAUCCUGUCUGCUCAAGUGCUUUAAGCGAGGCUGCUGUGAGACGCUGCGACCAUGGCUGCUACUGGAUCUUACCGUAUGGUGUCGGACGAGGAGCAGGCCAUGAGGGCAAAGCUGGAGCAUCUGACAGUGAAGGAUCACGGGCCGGUGUUCGGGCCCUGCCACAAGCUCCCCGGUCACACUGUGCAGAAGGCGAAGGAUGAGCUGAACGAGACGGACGAGAGGCGGGCGUCGUCGCUGAAGGACCUGCGGGCCGUGAUGAAGGAGAGGGCGGGGGAGGGAGACGACCUGGCCAAACUGGUGCUGGAGCGCUUCGGGGACAAACCGGACUCUCUGAUGCUGCGUUUCCUCAGGGCGCGCAAGUUUGACGUCGUCAGAUCCCACGAGCUCAUGAAGGGUUAUGUGCGUUUCAGGAAGGAGUAUCCUGAACUGUUUGAGAACCUGACCCCCGAGGCAGUCCGCAGCACCAUCGAGGCGGGUUACCCUGUGGUUCUGCCCAGCAGGGACAAGUACGGCCGUGUAGUCCUGCUCUUCAACAUCGAGAACUGGGACCUGGAGGAGAUCACCUUCGAUGAGAUCUUGAGAGCGUACUGUGUGAUCCUGGAGAAGCUGCUGGAGAGUGAAGAAACACAGAUUAAUGGCUUUGUCCUGAUCGAGAAUUUCAAGGGCUUCACCAUGCAGCACGCCUCGGGAAUUAAGCCGGCCGAGCUCAAAAAGAUGGUGGACAUGCUGCAGGACUCUUUCCCCGCCCGCUUCAAGGCGGUGCACGUCACCCACCAGCCCUGGUACUUCACCACCACAUACAACGUGGUCAAACCCUUCAUGAAGAGCAAGCUGCUGGAGAGGGUCUUCGUCCACGGUGACGAGCUGGACAACUACAUCAAAGAAUUUGAUGCGGACAUCCUGCCCGCAGACUUUGACGGGAAAGCGCCCGUCGCCGACUGCCAGGCCAUCGCCACCAAGCUUUUUGGCUCUGAAGACACCGCUCUCUGAGAGGACAAGCCUCCCAUUUCAAGCCCAGGAGUCGUAGUGUCCUUCACCCUAGAUGCUUCUUUUGUGAUCAGAUCAGAUUUGUGGUCUAUUUUGAAGCUAGGUCGACAUUUGUAUUAUUAUUAUUAUUAUUCAGGCAGUUCCUAUGAGCAAAAAAGAAGUAUCUAGAGUUAGGAGCAGGGGAUGGCUUACAAACACACGCUGACACGUGUGGGAAGGAAAAAGGAUGUUUAGAUAU